AUGACGCCCCUCCCGUUGGCAACCAACAAGCCCGGCCUGCAGGAUGCGCGCACAUCUACGGCCCUUGCGCUGCGCGAGUACAUGAACCUGCUGCGCGCACGGCUCCGAAAGGACGAGGUCGGAAUCGGCGAGCGCCUGCGCAUCCAGGCCUCGACGGUGCUCGGCGACCUGCAGACGCUGCGACAGGAAGUGGCUGAUCUCGUCACCGAAGCCGAGUCUCACCGGUGGCGGCGAUUCAUGAUUGGGGGUGCAAUCGCAUCCUUCAUCCCCAUCGUGCGCGCCAUCUUCCGGCGGCCCAGGCACGAGAAGGGGUCGUCCAACGACACCGAGUACGCGUUCAAGAAGAGCAAGUCGCUCGUGGCGCGCAUCCUGGACUCGGCGCGCCGCCCGGGCAUCGCCACCGUGGCCUUCUUCGUGUUCGCCGUCAUGUACGUCUUCCAGAACGAGGUGUCGCUGCGCGUCGGCCGCACCGUGGCCAAGCGCCUCAAGCGCCUCAGCACCAAGAUCGAGAACGGCGAGGAGGAGCUCAACGAGGACGACCUCGGCCUGCUGGAGGGCUGGAGGUGGCGGGUGUUGAUGUGGAGCUGA
Messenger RNA from Lasiosphaeria miniovina, 588 nucleotides. RefSeq lists its product as uncharacterized. Lineage: Eukaryota; Fungi; Ascomycota; Sordariomycetes; Sordariales; Lasiosphaeriaceae. The coding region runs from base 1 to 588 and encodes 195 amino acids. The transcript has 2 exons. The record is from RefSeq and is a predicted model, not a curated record.